Messenger RNA from Lotus japonicus, 1050 nucleotides. RefSeq names its product transcription factor HEC1-like. The transcript has a single exon. Gene Ontology annotation, molecular function: protein dimerization activity; DNA-binding transcription factor activity. The coding region runs from base 240 to 959 and encodes 239 amino acids. Lineage: Eukaryota; Viridiplantae; Streptophyta; Magnoliopsida; Fabales; Fabaceae. The record is from RefSeq and is a predicted model, not a curated record. Gene Ontology annotation, biological process: regulation of DNA-templated transcription.
GUAAGGUGUUGAUACAUUGCGGUAGCCUGUUCCCAAUAUCACUAUUUUAUUGAUUUUUUCACUAUUCUUCCUUCCUUCUCACCAAUCGAAUAGGCAUUCUUCACACACUGCACAUUCUGCAGACAGAACUCCUAUUCCCACUCCUAUUCUUCUUCCCCAUCCCUCUGUUCAUCUGCUAGUUUCUCAGUCUUUUCAGUCACCCUUUAAAUACUUCUCCAUCCUUUAAUUUCUCCCCCCUAAUGGACUCUUUUGACCAGUUAAAAUCUUCCCCAUCAUCAGAGGAUUUCAUGAUGAUGAUGCAAUUCCCUGAAUUCUCAGCAGCUUACGGCGCCGACGCAAUUCCACCGCCAGAGGAGCCAGCUGGCGCUGUUAGUACCAUGCCACUAUCAUUUACACACUUACCGUCCUCCACAAUCUCUUUCACUAACAAUAACCCAACCCCAACAUUGCUUCAACACCGUAGCAGCAACACCGCCACAACUUGCUUGUCAAACAGUACUAGUUGUGGCGGUGCUGAUACUACGGUGUCCUUUGAGAAGCGGAACACGAUGGUGGCGAUGAGGGAGAUGAUAUUCAGGGUGGCGGCGAUGCAGCCAAUACACAUGGUAGACCCUGAGUCAGUGAAGCCGCCGAAGCGGAGGAACGUGAGGAUUUCAAAGGACCCUCAAAGCGUGGCGGCGAGGCACCGGAGAGAGAGGAUAAGCGAGAAGAUAAGGAUACUGCAGAGGUUGGUCCCCGGAGGAACCAAGAUGGACACUGCUUCCAUGUUGGAUGAGGCAAUUCACUAUGUCAAGUUUCUCAAGACACAGAUUCAGUCACUUGAACGUGCUGCUUCAAGUAACAAUGCAGGGAUAGGGUUCCCUGUUGCAAUGUCUAGUAGGAGUGUUAUCCCUAAUUAUCUUAAUCCUCUUGCUAGGCCUUACCAGGCUCGAAAUGUUGAGCAUGAGAGAUAUGAUUAAGGUUUAAUGAGCUUGUUUAUAUAGCUGAUUAAUUCAAUACAAAAGGUGUAGCCAUUUCUUAAUUACAGAUAUUAUGCUGUCAAUCGUGCAU